Chaetomium fimeti is the source of this 1404-nucleotide messenger RNA. RefSeq lists its product as uncharacterized. The record is from RefSeq and is a predicted model, not a curated record. The coding region runs from base 237 to 1250 and encodes 337 amino acids. The transcript is spliced from 2 exons. Lineage: Eukaryota; Fungi; Ascomycota; Sordariomycetes; Sordariales; Chaetomiaceae.
UGGAAGUAAGAAGUUUGAAAUGUCUAGGUAGGUAAUCUCGGCCCGAAGUUCUGGAGGAAAGGGAUCCCUACUGUGUGUAGUAACACAACCUUCCGCGCGUCAGGGUGUUGCUCCGAGUCAGACCAAACGUUGCUGCGUGCUUUCAAACAUAAUGUACCUAGGUAGCGCUGUGUUCUUCAAUCCUUCUUCUCCAUCCACCAUCAAACACUUGCUAGCCCGAGCUACUCAACAGCAACAUGUUGCCUCGCGUUAUCUGGACCAGAAUUCCCCUCGUCAGACAUUCAGAAUUGACCUUUUCAUUGCGGUACUCUAUCGCGGCGAGAACUCCUCCCAUCUCCUCAAUCGGCAUCAAGGCGCCCUCGCAAGCACGCCUCAAUUUUGCCACCACGACAACGCGAUUCUUGACAGACGCCGACAGGGCGCGUGAGAGGGCGUACAAAGAGGCGUUCGUCAAAGCCUUGGACCAGCUUCCCCUAAACGACCCCGACCGCAUCCGGAAAGCCUUUACCGCAGCCGGGGAGGCCCACCCCAUCCACCCGGCCGUUCAUCGACUCCAUUUGAACGUGCAGAAAAUCGACGACGGGUUCGACGGGAUCGAGGAGGCGCUCAGCGACCGGAACCUCAAGGCCGACGCGCCCUGGGGGAUGGCUCUGUACCGCACCGCGUACGGCGACGAGGCUGCGUGGCGGCACAUGGUUGCCAGAAUCAAGGGCAGCAUGGAAAGGUCGGUGAUGGGUUGGGACGACAUACGCGCGCGGCACCAGCUGGUCGUCAUGGACGACCGCUCACAGUUCGAUGGGGCGACCAUCGACCAGGUCCGCACGCAUUUUCGCGCGUGGUCGCUGGAGGAGCUGAAGCGCAAUUGGCGACACCCACCUCUACCGGAGGAGGAGCUCGCCAAAAUUGAGGCCAGUACCUUUGGGCCAGACGAGGGUGCGGGGUUGCGAUACAACUACUGUUUGGUGGUCGAUGAUCUGUGUCUCGAGUCUGUUGAGAGGAUGCGUAGCCCAGUGUUGAAGUUGGUCGAUAAGGGCUGGAAACCUUACGAUCCCGACGAGUUACCGAUGACGGAUGAAAGUGAAGAGGAUGAAAACCCUGGCUGGGAAGGGGGGGUCACGAACAGCGAGUACGAGUGGGUGGGUUGGAUGUACAUAGAUACGAACGACUACGUUGAGAUUCAGGACUUGUUGCAGGAAAGCUGUUGGUGGCCUGACAUGUAUGUGCGGCCACCUCUCAUGCGGGGGGGGUGAAGUUUGGACUCUAGAUACAUUUAAACGGAUGCCGGGAUUUUGGCGGAGGAACGGGCAAUCGUCGAACUAGCGACUUACUAGCAGUUUGUUUAAUAUCCAUCCUCCCGUUUGUUUGCGUGGUGCCUGUGUUUCUACCUACCAGGUAGGUAGCACG